AUAUAUAAAGAAGUCUAUAUUCAAUGAAGAAGCUAUUAAUAUUAUUUUAAGUUAACAAGCAAAAAUUGAUUACUGAUUCAUUUGUUUUACUGUGUUUUUUUUUUUGAGAAUUUUUCUUUUUAAUCCUUAAUAUUAAUCGAAAUGGAUCGUUGGGCUGGGAAGAUAGCAAUUGUAACUGGUGCUAAUUCUGGAAUCGGUUUUGCAACUGCAAAUGCAUUAGUCCUUAAGAAUAUGAUUGUCGUCGGAGUUGACCUAAAAAAAGAAAAAAUGGAGAGUGAAAUAAAAAGCACCAAGGGAAGAGGAAAGUUUUAUAGUCGUUUAUGUGAUGUUUCAAAAUCUGAAAACGUUAAUGAAUUAUUUGAAUGGGUAAAAAAAAAUUUGGGCUAUCCUCGUGUUGUUGUGAAUUGCGCUGGAAUUAUAGUGGAAGGACGUCUAAUAGAUACAAAUUCUUCAGAUUGGAAGAAAGUUAUCAAUACGAAUUUAAUUGGAUUAUUAAAUUGUUGUCAAAAAGGAGUGUCAAUUAUGAAAGAAUGUGAUGAUGAAUGUCACAUUGUUAAUAUAUGCAGUAAUACUGGACAAAGAAUAUUUAGAGAUCCAGUACUACAAUUAAAUAUUUAUCCAGCAGCUAAACAUGCAGUUCGUGCAGUAACAACAACUUUAGAGCAUGAAUUACUUGGAAGUAAAAUAAGAAUUUCGAAUAUUUGUCCAGGAUUCGUUAAGACAGCAAUUGCAAAAAAUACUAAUUUAGAAAAACUUAUGUCAGAUAAGCCAUAUUUAGAAACAGAGGAUAUAGCAGAAUCUAUUAUUUAUAUUUUGGGCACACAUCCUCGGGUACAAGUUAAAGAAUUAACAAUUUCAGCUCUUGGUGAGCAGCUCUUUUAAAAUAAUUCUAAUAAAUACUGUACCUUUCUAAGAAUAAAAUUAAUUUCUA
This is a messenger RNA of Leptopilina boulardi, 931 nucleotides long. Its product is annotated as farnesol dehydrogenase-like. The coding region runs from base 142 to 882 and encodes 246 amino acids. The record is from RefSeq and is a predicted model, not a curated record. The transcript has 5 exons. NCBI's taxonomy places the organism in Eukaryota, Metazoa, Arthropoda, Insecta, Hymenoptera, Figitidae.